Pocillopora damicornis (cauliflower coral) is the source of this 2244-nucleotide messenger RNA. RefSeq lists its product as uncharacterized. Lineage: Eukaryota; Metazoa; Cnidaria; Anthozoa; Scleractinia; Pocilloporidae. The record is from RefSeq and is a predicted model, not a curated record. Gene Ontology annotation, cellular component: nucleolus. Gene Ontology annotation, molecular function: RNA binding. Gene Ontology annotation, biological process: endonucleolytic cleavage in 5'-ETS of tricistronic rRNA transcript (SSU-rRNA, 5.8S rRNA, LSU-rRNA); small-subunit processome assembly; endonucleolytic cleavage to generate mature 5'-end of SSU-rRNA from (SSU-rRNA, 5.8S rRNA, LSU-rRNA).
AUGGCCGACGAACUAGAGGGAAAUGCGCGUAAGAAGAAGGGGAAAGAAACCAUUCCUGGUGUAGUUUAUAUGAGUCGAUUACCCCCAUUCAUGAAACCAGCUAAAAUAAGAAACAUAUUUUCACAAUAUGGAGAAGUAGGACGACUAUUCUUGCAGCCAGAAGAUGCUGCUGUGAGGAAAAAGAGAAAGAAAUAUGGUGGAAGUGGAAGAAAGUUAUUUACCGAAGGAUGGAUCGAGUUUAAAGACAAACGAAUAGCGAAAGCUGUUGCUUUGAGUUUGAAUAACACACCUAUUGGGGGAAAGAAAGGAGGAUAUUACCAUGAUGAUAUAUGGAAUAUAAAAUAUCUUCCAAAAUUUCUUUGGGGACAUUUGAGUGAAAAAAUCGCAUACGAGAAAGCUACAAAAGAACAAAGAAUGAGAACUGAAAUAUCCCAGGCUAAAAAGGAAGCCAACUUUUAUAUACAAAAUGUUGAGAAAGGAAAAGCCAUAGAUGCAAUGAAAACUCGUAAAAGAAAGAGAGCUGAUCAGAAACCUGUAGAGAAGAGGUUGAGAACCUUCAGGCAGCAUCAAGUUGUUGAAGAUCAGAAAAUGACAGAGAUCAACCCUGGGAAAUCCACCGAAAAAGACGUAGGGAAGUCACUCAGUAAAGAUCUAUUGAGGAAGGUUUUCACCUCAGUCAGUGGAAGAUGAUAUUUGAUAUGCAGCUCUGGGUAGUGUUGGUUAUACUAUCACAUAUGUAGUGUUGGUUAAAAUGAAAUUCAUCCUGGUUGAUUCGCUUUUAAUCUCCGCUUUGGUAUAAGUGCACCAGGUACCAUAACGUCAGACUGCAAAACCCACUAAACCCUGUCAUACUUGCUGUUCAUUUCAUGUCGCCGUCACCAGUGGCUCAAAGAUUUCCAGGACUUCCAUGGUUUGUGACAGGCUGAUGACUUUUUCCAUUCAGUUCAGUAGCCAUAGCUAACACUAAUGAAUCAAUCAACUGGUGAUAAUUGAUCAGGCACCAGCUUUACACAGACAAUUACAGUGCCCUAAGGAACUGGAAACAGAACAUUCUUUGUGAAGCCGAAAAAAUUUAAUGUGGAUAAAAACCUUUCAUGAUUAUACUUGCAAAUUAUUUGGGCCAGCCUCUAGAUCCACAAAUUUUUGUUCUAGGAUCUUAGUGUUAGGUUUUUAAAUCUUAUGAUGAUAUAAAUAUUUUUACACUGCUUAUUGUGUACAAAAAAUGUUAAACAAUUUAUGUCAUAAAUGAUCACAGAUUCGCUCACAAAACAUUCUCAAGGUUUGAUAACAAUUCAGUUACUCUCUAUGAAGUUAUUUUGUUUAAGUAGGCCCAAACUGGGAAUCUUUAGUUUAUUUUCCAUUGUACCAGUUUUCCAUUUUACAGUCUUUUUGAUGAAAAACUGUGCAAACCCCCCUGUGGGAGGUUUUGGGCUAAACUUAAUCUUAUGACUCGCAAGACCAGAUUGUUAAUUCUCACCUCUAGCUGCUACAUAUUUCUUUCUGAAUUAGUUCAUAGAACUUGGUGUUGGAUCAAGACAAUAACUUCAACCUGAUAAGUUUGAGAAUUCUCAUUACUUUUUUCUGGAUAAUGUAUGGAUAUGAUAAGGAGAAGUUACUUCUGGGAAUUAAAGGGUUAAAGUUGUAGCAAAGUUGGCUGUGGGCGCUAUAUAUAUGGUCCAGGGUAUCCAAGGUAACCCUCCAACUGAGUUAGCGUGGCCGCACUGACUUUCCACUCACUUCUUUGAAAAAUUUAACAAACCGUGUACAUGAAAAUGGCAAACUCAUCUCGCGGGUCGAGACAACCCACACCACCUGCCCUAUUUAUAAACAUGACCGCCUGGAUCGACCUUUAUAUGGCAAGCACGUGCACGGCGAAGGUUAGUGAAUUCUCAAGGUGAAGUAGCAUAACAAUCAUCGAAACAAUUGCAAGACUGCGUGAAUCAACAAAUUAAUAAGAAUUUCUCUUCACAAUAGAGAAUGGAUUUGCUCACUCUCUGUAACGGAAGAAAUAAGUGGCUCGGAAUGUUUCUGUAUCGCGAAUGAAUUUGUUUUCAGCACUUGUUAAUAUUCACCAUUAAAAGAAAAGAAACUGAAUUUUAAAGGGGCACCUAAGUCGAAUAAAGACAUAUGGCACGUUUCGUGCUGCUGAAGUUUUAAUAUUGCAAGUAAUCCAAAAACCUUUUGGAUGGCCUCAGGGAUUUUCCCAUUUUAUCCCUUGGAUAAUAUUAAACGGCGUAAUUUGAA